Molecule: messenger RNA, 1089 nt
Organism: Rhagoletis zephyria (snowberry fruit fly)
Lineage: Eukaryota; Metazoa; Arthropoda; Insecta; Diptera; Tephritidae
Source: RefSeq, a predicted model, not a curated record
AUGGCACACUACAAAGGAGCCGCAUCUGAAGGAGGGCGAGCCAUGCAGUUGCAGAAGCAACGUGAGAAGGCUCUAGAAGAUUUAGAGCUUCGAAAGAAAAAGAUUGAAGAAGAGCUGAAGAUAUCUAAUAUGGGCAAUAAGUUUGCCACCCAUUAUGAUGCCAUCGAACAGCAGAUUAAAUCAUCCACCGUCGGUUUGGUCACUUUAGAUCAGAUGCGGGCACGGCAGGAGGACUUGGUGAAAGAGCGAGAACGACAACUGGCACUUAAACAGGAAACAAUUGCAAAACGAGAAAUUGAGUCAAAAAUUGAGCAAAAGGAAAAACAAAAACGACAGAUCAAAGCGCUGUCGUUCAGAUUUGAUGACGAGGAAGAGGAGGAGGAAGAAGAGGACUUUCAGCCGAUUAAAAAAGCUCCCAAAAAAGAAAAGGAUCAAGUUGAAAAGGAAGAAGUUACAACAGAGCAGCCGGAGUUAAAAGAUGAUGAAAAUGAACCCAAAACAAAAGUGCUAAAGAAAGUAACUAAAAAUCCUGAUGUGGACACCAGCUUCCUGCCUGAUAGAGAACGAGAGGAAGAAGAAAAUCGUCUGCGCGAGAAACUUCGACAGGAAUGGAGUGAAAAGCAGACAAAGUUGAAGAACGAAGAAAUUGAAAUUACUUUUAGCUACUGGGAUGGUUCUGGCCAUCGACGAGCCGUGGUUAUGAAGAAGGGCAACAGUAUCUACCAGUUUCUACAGAAAGCACUUGAACUACUGAGAAAGGAGUUUCACGAGCUGCGUACGGUCACUACCGACCAGCUCAUGUACAUCAAGGAAGAUCUGAUCAUUCCGCAUCACUACACCUUCUACGACUUUAUUGUCACAAAGGCACGAGGUAAAAGUGGGCCACUUUUCAACUUCGACGUUCACGAUGACGUGAGAUUAGUCGCUGAUGCCACUGUGGAGCGAGAUGAGUCUCACGCCGGUAAGGUGCUGAUGCGCAGCUGGUACGAAAGAAACAAGCACAUCUUCCCUGCGAGCAGGUGGGAACCUUACGACCCGCUAAAAAGUUAUGAGAAGUACACAAUUUGCGAUAAAACGAAUAAAAAGUAG